ACGCCCAUGUGCUCAGGAGCGACGAAUCCGGUUACGUCCCUAGCAACCGAGUCCAGCGUCCCUAGCAACGAGGCAUCCGUUCGCACAGACGACCCUACAAUGGCGGUGAAUCCGCUAUCAAACCCCAAGGGUGUAAAGUUAGUGUGUGAAUUAUGCCGCAGCCCCGCAUACACCCAGUGCCCCGGCUGCAAAGUCACAUAUUACUGCGAUGUGAAGCACCAGCAGGCUGAUUGGCUCAGUAUCCACGAGAAAAUCUGCCAGUUAUUGAUCCCUCUGCGUACUCCGGUGCCAUUCUUCAACUCUGCAGAGGAGCGUCAGCAUUGUGUGGGGCAGUUAGUACAGAGAAAGAAACAUUUGAUUGAAAUUACCAUGAAAGAGGCGCAGAAGUUCCUUUACGAGGGAAGACAUGGUGCUGUGAUCCCCGCGGCUGCGCAUUCCCUUUCCUUAGUGAUUGAUGUGUACGGACUGACAUCCUUAGAGCUGGUGCCUGUAUACCUCGUCCUGGCUGAAGCUAAUAUUGGACUCGGCCAGCUCACCCUGGCAGAAGAAUACCUCUCGCAGGCUUACUGGACUGUGCUGAAAACCAGUGACUGCACCAGUACAGUGAGGUCCAAACUGCACCGGAACCUGGGUCUGCUCUACUCCGCCAAAGGGGAAUUCGAGGAAUCCCUGCGUCAUUUGUCCAAUGAUGUUUACUUUGCAAGCUUCGAGUCUGGACCGGACAGUAUCUAUACCUCCGGGGGCUACUUCCAUAUGGCAAACAUCUUCUUUCGGCAGAACAAAAUGGACAUAGCCGAUUCUCUGUAUACAGAGGUGACCGAUAUAUGGCAUAGGCACCUUAAACGGCUGGUGGAUCUCCAGGUGAAAGCAUCGUUAAGAAGUGGCCCCGUGUGGUUUGAUGAUCCUGAUCAAGAAAGUCUAGAUGAAAACCAAGAGGCAGAAGCCCUUCAGAUCCUGAGCGCUAUCUGGGAUAUCAGAGAGCAAGCGUCCAAAAAGGACUCCUCGAAGAUGGUGAAGGUUCUGCAUGCUCUCACUAUGCUGUACUUUCUGACCAUGGACCUACAGAAGGCUCAGGAAGCUGGGAAGAAACUACUGGAAGCCACCCAACAGCUGCCCCCGGAGGACACAUCUGAGGAUAUCUCUGCAUUAAUAACGUUAAUUGACCUGAAAAUGAAAUAAACAUUCAUCCUGAG
Messenger RNA from Spea bombifrons (plains spadefoot toad), 1193 nucleotides. It is a transcript of the gene ZMYND12, whose product is annotated as zinc finger MYND-type containing 12. The transcript has 8 exons. NCBI's taxonomy places the organism in Eukaryota, Metazoa, Chordata, Amphibia, Anura, Pelobatidae. Bases 7 to 1179 code for a protein of 390 amino acids. Gene Ontology annotation, molecular function: protein binding. The record is from RefSeq and is a predicted model, not a curated record.